CCCAGCCUCAUCUCGGAAGGCUAUAAAAGAGAGCUCUAUUUAUCGGAAUCCGCAGAGGCGCCGCUCUCCAACUCUUCCAGUCCGAGGUAAGAACUGAGCCGUCUCACCGCCCUCGUCCCCUCCACCUAGUCUUAGGGCUAGGGUUCUCUUCCGCGAUCUUUCUCGUCGGACGAUUCCAAGGGAGUGCUGUUUUUGGUUGAGAAAUGGCGUAUGCUGCGAUGAAGCCCGCGAAGCCGGGACUGGAAGAGCCCCAGGAAAACCUCCACCGCAUCCGGAUCACCCUCUCCUCCAAGAACGUCAAGAACCUCGAGAAAGUUUGUGCUGAUCUGGUGAGGGGAGCGAAAGACAAGAGGUUGAAGGUCAAGGGACCGGUGAGGAUGCCCACCAAGGUUCUCCACAUCACCACCAGGAAAUCCCCCUGUGGUGAAGGGACCAAUACCUGGGAUCGAUUUGAGCUGCGAGUACACAAAAGGGUGAUUGAUCUCAUGAGCUCUCCUGAAGUUGUUAAGCAGAUAACCUCAAUCACCAUUGAACCUGGAGUAGAGGUUGAAGUGACGAUUGCAGAUGCAUGAUUUUUUAUUUAUGUAGAUUAGUUUUGAGUUCUUUUUCGACUUAUUACAAUAUGUUGAGGAAUCAUUUUACCCUUGUAGGCUUUUGUUUUUAGCAUUGUGAUUGUGAACUCACUCUUUCUUGGAGGAUUUUUGAAAUUGUCUAUAGCUAUCAUUUUGAUGAA
Messenger RNA from Elaeis guineensis (African oil palm), 733 nucleotides. RefSeq names its product small ribosomal subunit protein uS10y. Gene Ontology annotation, cellular component: ribosome; small ribosomal subunit. The record is from RefSeq and is a predicted model, not a curated record. Gene Ontology annotation, biological process: translation. Lineage: Eukaryota; Viridiplantae; Streptophyta; Magnoliopsida; Arecales; Arecaceae. Gene Ontology annotation, molecular function: RNA binding; structural constituent of ribosome.